Molecule: messenger RNA, 243 nt
Organism: Ostertagia ostertagi
Lineage: Eukaryota; Metazoa; Nematoda; Chromadorea; Rhabditida; Trichostrongylidae
Source: the annotation of a GenBank genome assembly
AUGCACAGCUAUAGGAUCGUUCGGCUGCUGCUUGUACUGCUUGCUGCCGUCUGCAUAUUCGCAGAAAUCGAAGAGGCCGUCGACGACUCGAAGUACUUUAAUCCGUAUCUGAAAAAAGGCGGUCCACAAGGUCCAUUACGCUUUGGUAAACGACGUGGCCCAUCAGGUCCGCUACGUUUCGGCAAGCGAUCCGCGUACGACUAUCGAGCGCUGUUCGACCAACAACCCUACUACUUUGUGUAG